Messenger RNA from Paramecium pentaurelia, 3589 nucleotides. The record is from the annotation of a GenBank genome assembly. NCBI's taxonomy places the organism in Eukaryota, Ciliophora, Oligohymenophorea, Peniculida, Parameciidae.
AUGAUUAAUCCAUAAAUCACAGUUUUUAAUGUGUUCUUUAGGAAAUUAGAUUUUCUAUAGAAUUUCGCAUUUUAUAGAAAGCUUAAUCAAGAGAAGAGACAAAGAUUAGUUACUGUUUGGAGAAGAGUGUUUCUGGCAUCUUAUUUUAUUGGAAUAAUGAGAUCUUUUUAGAAUAGAGUAAAGAUUUAUGGAGCAAUAAGACAAGAUGAUCAUAUGGAUUUAAUAGAGGAUGAAGUUUUUAAAUCAAAUUAAGAAGAAAAGAAAGUAUAUGUAUUUUAUCCAGAUGAAUAAUUUAAAACAGUUUGGAAUAUGCUAUUGAUAUUUUUAUUAUUGGCAACUGCAGUCAUAACUCCAUUUAAAGUUUGUUUUGUAUGAAAUUACAUUACUAUAAUUAGAUUGAUUCUGGAAAUGAAGGUUUUUGGUUUUGGGUAGAUGUAAUAUUUGAUGUUUUGUUCUUUGCAGAUAUUAUAAUAAACUUUAUGAGUGCAUUUUAUGAUGAGGAAUAGAAAAUUGUUGAUAAUUAUAGAAUGAUAGCCAAAUAAUAUAUAUAUGGAUGGUUUACAGUUGAUGUUAUUGCAGUUUUACCAAUUACUUAUUUUCUAGAUGAUAAUACAGAUACAGCAGCACUUAGAUAUAAUAAAUUACUUAGAUUGAUUCGUUUACCUCGUUUAUAUAGAUUAGUUCGUUUAUUAAAGAUUUCAAAAGCUAAUUUGAAUAUUAAAAAUAAAACAUAAGCUGCUAGAAUCCUAUCUUAUUUAGGAAUCAAUGAAGGUAUUAUCAAGGGAUUGAUUCUCUUAGGUAAAAUCUUAUUGAUAAAUCAUCUAAUUGCUUGUUUUUGGUAUUUCAUAGCAAAAUUCAAUGAAUUUGAUCCUAACACUUGGGUUGCUUAAGCACAUCUUGAUGAUGCUACUUUAUAUAAUAAAUAUAUUGCUGCUUUUGAAUGGAGUUUAUAGACUCUCACAACUGUAGGUUAUGGUGAUAUUAAGGCUACUACAAUUGAAGAACGUAUAUUUGCUAUUAUUUGGAUGAUCUUUGGAACUGGAUUCUUUUCAUAUACUUUAGGAAAAUUAUCAUCUAUUUUGGAGAAUGUAGAUAAAAAAUGGGUUGAUUUUGAAAGAAGAAUGCAUUUAUUUAAUGAUUUUUCAGUUAGAGUUAAAUUACCAUAUGCUUUAAAAUGCAAAGUACAUAAAUAUUAUAGAAAUAAUUAUCUAAAAAAUGUGUAUUCAUCUCUAGAUCCUAAGAAAUUGAUUUAAGAAUUACCAUCAUAAAUUCGAAAUGAAUUAUUGAUGAUUUGUUAUAAAUAUUUGAUAGAUAGUGUUUCAUUACUUAAGAUUGAUAAGAAUUUUACAGCUACUAUACUACCUCAUCUUAAUUUCUUAGAAGUCCAUCCUGGAGAGAUUAUAUAUAGACAGGAUGACCCACCUACAGACAUUUAUUUUAUUGAAAAGGGAAAAGUCAAUUUUGUUACUCAUGAUAAAUAUACAUUAAUUACUCUAUUGGAAGCAUCAUUUUUUGGUGAAAUAGAAGCAUUUGAAGAUAUCAAUAGAGAAUAUUUUGCUAUUGCUAAAGAACCAACAAAUUUGUAAUUAUAUUAUAAAUACAUUAUUAGAUUCUUUUGUUCAUAUGAUAUUUUUAGAAAUCUUUUAAAAGAAUUCCCUACAGUGGCUUCUGAGGUUAAAAUAAUCUAUGAUAAAAGGAAAUCAAAAUAUAAAACUUGUUUAUAUAUGAUUGAAUUAUAGAGAAAACGUAAUUCUGGAUCUGAUCCAAAAGAAGUAUUCAUUUACAUCAAUGUAGGAAUUAUAAAAUAGUACUUAAUAUUAUUUAGGAUUAAUUGCUUAAUAUGAAGAAGAGUAAAAUAGAAUGAAUUCUUCUAAAGGUUUAGUUAAUACAAAGAAGAAAAGCGUACUAGAUUAAUUUUCUUUUAAAAAGAAAUAAUAAAAAAUGUCUGUGUUUCAAACACUCAAAUGAUAUAUAAUUAAAUAAUAUAUAAUUAAAUUAUGAAACAGCAAAAAAAAUUAGUGCUACAUUUCGAUUUGAAUAAAACUAUUAUAUUGGCUGAUUCCAAAUAUAUCAAUUAAACUAAAGAAGAAUGUGUAUUAUAUAAAAUCUUUAAUUUUAGUUAUAAGAAAUAUUGGUUGGAUAUGCAUGGGGUAAAUUAGAAUAGAGAGAUGAAAAAUCCCCAGUCUUAUGGAAAUUGUUAACAAAUAACUUCACUCCAAUUAGACCUGCUGAAGAUAUGAUAUCUUAUAAAGAAUAUAUUUGUUAACAAUUUCCACUCAAAACUGAAGGAGAUCCAGAUGAUAUUACAGAAUAUAAUAACAGUGCUAUGUAAGAUAGAUUAAUAAUUUAUUUUAGAGAAUAAAGAAAACAAUUAUAUUUUUAGUUUGUCAAAUUAGGAUAACCAUGUAUGAAGUUGAAACCGGAAUAUGAUAGGAUUGUCAAAUUAAUUGUAUUAUAUUUAUUAUUAAUAUAAAUUAGACUUUACCAAAGGCUGUAAUUGAAGAAUUAAAAUAAUAAGCUGAAGAAUUUGGUUUUUUGAAUGAAGAUGAGGUUAAGUAAAGAAAUUUAACAUAAUUGUUAUCUGAUAAGGAUAUGUUAAAUAAUUUAUUUUCAGAUAAUAAAUAUUAAUUGUUACCUACAUUUUAUAAGACAAUAAUAAAUUUGAAAAAAUAGAAGAGAGAAUUUGCAAUAGUAUUUCGACCAUUUGGAACUGAUCCAAAAAACAUAUUAAGAGAAUUUAAUAAAUUUUGUUUAGGAGAACAUCCAUGUUUUAGUGGUAGAAAUAAUACACCAAUAGUUAAAUUUGAUGGAUCAAAAGGGACUAAAAAUUAUAUUGUUUUGGAUAAAUAAUGUGCUUUAGUUUAUAGACAAUAAAAAUAAUUAGUAACAGGAACUUUAAGAAGAACAGAUAAAUAAUAAUUAGAAGAUGGAUAUGAAAAAGAAUUAGAAGAAGAAUAAGUCUAAAUAUAUAAUGAAACAUAAAUGUUAUUAAAGAUAACUGAAUCAUUAAAGGAAAGUUGUGCUUUAUGUUAUGUUGAUGAUUUUAACUUUUAUUAAGCAUAACCAAGUGAAUAAAAUGCUAAAUAAUUAUAUGUUGAUUAAUAAGAUGCUGAUACACUUCAUAUAUUUUUUGAUGAUGGAAUUUAAGAGUAAUUAUAUAUUUUAUAUAUAUAGAAAUGAAAAUAAUAUAGUUUAAGUGACAGAUUGUGUAACAUUAGAAAAUUUAAGUAGAAAGAGAUGUUUGAAUAAAUAUUUAGUACAUGUGGAUAUAUUAGAUGUUAUUAAAGAUCCUGAUUAUUUCAUAAAAUAAAUUGAAAUUUGUGAAAGAAAUAGAAAUGAAGAAAUUGAAAGAAUAGAAAAAGGCAUACCUGAAGAAUAAGCUGAAAUACCUAAGAAAAGUGAUUGGGAAUUAUUGGAAGAAUGCUCUGAUGCUGAUUAUCUUCGUAAGACAAUAUUACCUUUAUUAAUGCCUGCUUUAUAAUUGGUAGACAUAGAAAGACCUAAAGAUCCACUUGAAUUUAUAGCCAUGUAUUGUUUAAAGAAUAAAGAAAUGGUCAAGAUUCCAUAACCACCUGAAUAAUAAGAAUGA